Messenger RNA from Pararge aegeria (speckled wood butterfly), 2963 nucleotides. It is a transcript of the gene Sgf11, whose product is annotated as SAGA-associated factor 11 homolog. Gene Ontology annotation, biological process: regulation of transcription by RNA polymerase II; positive regulation of DNA-templated transcription. Gene Ontology annotation, molecular function: transcription coactivator activity. NCBI's taxonomy places the organism in Eukaryota, Metazoa, Arthropoda, Insecta, Lepidoptera, Nymphalidae. The coding region runs from base 60 to 974 and encodes 304 amino acids. Gene Ontology annotation, cellular component: DUBm complex; SAGA complex. The record is from RefSeq and is a predicted model, not a curated record. The transcript has 4 exons.
CAGUCGUAGUCAGCUGUUUUGAUUGCUGAUUUUUGUGAACACUAAUUUUGUGUCCCAAGAUGAAUACAAUAGUCAGUGAAUUGAGUAUGAACGAUUUAAAUAGUAAAUUUUUCGACAUAAUACAAAACGAAAACAACGCCGAGGACGCAGCCAACUUUAUAUUCGAUAGUGUUUGUGAGGAUGUUACUUUGGGAGUACUUUUUGAGGUCCAUCAUGGGAUAAAAACUGGUCUCACGGAGCUUUUAGAAGGGGAAAAGGAAGAUGAAGAGCAAUUCAAGAUCGUGAACUCCCCGGAAUGCGAUGUUUUUGGGUUUUCAAUACUGAAAAAAACCCCAGACGCCAACUGUUCCUGUCCGAAUUGCGAGAGGCCUGUAUCAGCGACACGGUUUGCGCCGCAUCUUGAAAAAUGCAUGGGUAUGGGCCGCAACAGCUCACGCAUAGCGUCCCGUCGGAUCGCGUCCAACAGCCGAGAGCCUACAUCCUACGCUGGGCUACCGAGUGACGACGAAGAUGACGCCGACUGGUCCGGGACACUGCACAGCGAGCGACGCAAACGUAGAAUGAAGAGCAGCAACAAGCGGAACAGCAAAAUCCACAAGAGUAACAACGGGAACCAUAAUUCGGAGAACAACGACGGCGCCACUUACGAGACCAUGUCUGCCAACGAGAAGAAGAACCUGCUGCUACAGAUAUGUGGGGUUGUUUCAGAGCAUACCAAGAAAUUGUGUACACGAUCAACCCGUUGUCCCCAACAUUCCGAAGAGCAGCGACGCGCGUUGCGGAAUAACGUUCUAGAACCUUCUACGCCGGAAUCCCAAUCCAUGGGUCUCACAGCAGACGACGCUGGCUCUCCACCAGAUUCCAGCCCUUCAUCAUCUUGCUCGUCUUCAAGUCGGAAACGCGACAGACAUCGCGCUGUGCCAAGAACGAAGAACAAGCGGGAGAAAUUGUCCCCCCUUAAUGGGAGGGAUUAAGCUGAAAAUUAUACUAGCUUAUCGAGGAAGAAAAUAAUAAAAAAAUAUUUAUUAGGUGUUGUAUUAUAAAAAAUGGAAAAAAAUUAAAUCGAAUCUUUCUUCGGUGUAUUAACUUCGUAUUCGCGCAAGUAUGUCAUAUCGCAGUAUAAAGAGAUACAGUGGUCCGAAGCCUUUGAUCUCGUGGUAAAUGCCGACGUCGCGUCGCGUCGACUAAAAGCGUCACACUAUGUAGCGUAGCGUGUUCUUUGUCCCACACUGAUCGGAAGAUUGCGUUCUAGACGAUUUCGUCGGAUAUGACAAUGUUUACUUUAUGGUCAGGAUAUAGUUGCCAAAACACUCAUGAGUGAUGUAAACAAAAUAUGACUACGAUGCUUUAUCAUUUAUAACAAGAACAUAAUAUCGAUGUGGUAGUUGCUCUUCUUCUAUCUUAAAUUGUAGAUGGGCCAAAUCACCCAAAAAAAAUACUGUCUCACCACGCAUAGGAAAGUAGGCAAUUUUGUUAAUAGCGUUUAUUAACUUCGUUUAUCGACGAUUAUGUCGACAAUAGACGACAAUUUGUCUCGUUUAAUGUAUACCUAAAUUAAGAAUUAACGGAAAAAAACGGACCCACCUGAAUUAAAUGAUUUAACCUAGAAUGUAUUUAAAGUGGCUAAUCGAAUAUGAAUGUUAAUAUCGCCGCCAUUACUGUCGACUCAUUGUAGGCGACAAGACACAAAUUUUACAGAAGGUUUAUUUUACUGUUUUCAAUCUAAAAAGAUAUAGGUAUGUUCGGGAAUAACUCCGAUACAGAUGGAUUUGAAAAAAUUUUUUUUCGUUCGGAAAGAGAUUUAUUCCGAAAUGGUCUCGUUUAAAUUUCAUACACUCAGAUUUGAUGAAGAGUCGUAGACACAAUGGAAUUAACAGCAAAUCAUUGUUUACCUUUUUAUUAUAACAAUUAAAAAUUCUAAUAACACAGUUAUCUGCAAAAUAUUGAAAAAAAAAAAAAAAACAAAAAUGUAGAUUUUUUUUAAGUCGUUUACAUUAAGAUGACAGUAAUGGCUCGAUAUUUUAAACAGGGUACCACAGUUCAAUGUCAUUUAUUUUGGCUUAGCGUUGUUAAUUAUUAGAAUGGUCUUAAUAAAAACAAUCUUAAAGUUAUAUGACUAAGUUAAUCGAAAGAGAGGAAGUAAAACAGAACAAAUUUUAUAGAAAUAACAUUCCGCCAAAGAGAAUGAAAUGUACAGUUCAUUAUGCAGGGAUUAGGGGUAACGUGAAAUAUAAAGAUCAGCUCAAUAUCAAGUGUUAAAAGAAAAUUUGUAGAUUAAUAUAACUUUAGUUUUUAACACAAAUUAUGCUGAUUUUAUGGCAACUUGGAUCAACUCUUCGUUGAAUACGAGGCAACCUUUAGCUCCUUUAUAAAGGCACAGCUUAUAAUAACAUAGGUAUAUAAAUAACAUAGGGAUUGUCGAUGCGGAUUCGUGGAAUAACCCGACUAAUAUACCUAUCAUUAUCACCCAUACAAAUAAAUAAGUGUUUUCUCUGUCUGAGUAUGAUGGAGGUUUCGGCCUUACCUUUUGAUGGUACCACUCUCCACAAGGACGUGCUGCCAAGCGAUCAAGCCAGGCUGCAGGUGAGAUUGCAGUCAUGGGCUGACUUGCGGGUGGCAAGGGUUGGUAACUCGCCGCGGGUUAUACCUUUAACUGGCCUUUAUAUCUAAAUGAAUCUAAAACGUAGGGUCAAUGGGUGCUCCUAAAUAAAAAAGUGCCCAGUUGCCACAAUGUGUGAAAAGGUAUCUGAAAGGCGUUCGUGGAGAGUCAAGAUCUGGGGUCACAUUUUCGUCGUUAUAGUUCUAUCGCUUGUGUUUUAGGAUAGUGAUAAAUGUUUAAAGAAUAAAAUUAACGAUCUCUAAGUAUAUCUAUUGAAGACAACUUCACGUAGGUACCUCACUAUUUUUGUAUAAUACUUGUAAAAGCCCUAAGUUUUAUUCAUGUACCUAUACCCGGCGGGUUC